GUUGAAAUAAAAGUAGUACGGGUGGCGCUUGUACUUUUGCCAGGCGGAAGUGUCGGUUUUGGACUAAGCACGAGUAGCAUCUUCUUGCGUCGUCCUUCGGUCCUUCACGAAAAUAAGUACUUAAAUCCUUCGCCUGCCUACUUCUUUUUACAAAGUGACCUGUGGUUCUUCCGUCUAAACUGCGAGGUUUUUCUACCGUGAAUGAUGGCGAUCUUGCGCCGCAGACGGAGCAGCUCAACCUCUCUGGUUGACAGCUCUGUCAAAGGGCAACAUUAUCGCAAUUGCUCUGAAUCGGAAGUAUUCCAGAGCAAACGGACACCCAGCAACUGCCAGUCACACAUGUCCGAGCACCUCGCGGUUGGUGUACUAUUUCGUAGCGCGCCCAGCACCUCGACUGCCCAGCACAUUCACCGAAACCCCUUUGCCACCCGCCUGAAGGUAGUGCAGCUCCGACCAGGGCUCUUGGCAGCUCCAGCACAGCACCUCCAGGGCUACAGUUGCCUCUCGUCCUCUCUACCGCGGGCAAUUCCAAGAAGCACAUGCUCGUCGUCCUCCUCUAGUAGCAGUACGGGUCUUCAGCACCAGGUGUUUCGGCACGAACCUGAUACAACUAGCAGGGGAAGGACAGGACUAGUACACCGAGGAGCACCAGACCUCCGGCGGGUUUUCUUCACUACAGCUUCAGCAGCACGGCAUGACCAGCAGCACCACAAUUCGCCCGGCAGCACCGACAGCAUGCCCGCUAUGGUGCGUCGGAAGCGACUGGCGUUUUUACUGAAAACGGGUUUCGGCGUGGACAAAGUCGACCGCAGGCUGCUGAAAAAGGCGUACUUCGCGAAGUCAAAAAAGCUGCAUCCGGAUCUGGUACAAUACCACGCAAAAAAUCCUACCAAAAACGGAAGCGAGCAAAGCACGACCGCAGCAUUUGUGGAGAUGAAAAAACAGUACCAGGAAGCGUUGAAGCUGCUCGACGAGGAAGAGAGAUUCCAGAAGCAGAUGCUGAGCUCGGAGAACGAGCAAAGAGCCACGAGGUCGCGUAGAAGUUCUUGGGGAAGAACAAGUGGGACUAGUUCAUUUCAGGACCAGGAUCAUGAUUCAUCGAACACAGCACAGCAGGCCGAGAGGAAAAAUGCUAGUAGUGGUGCCAGAUCCACCAUGUCCGUGGAGGACCUGCUCCGCAGCCAGAACAUUGAGGAGAAGCAGAGACGAGCGUGCGAAGCGGCUAUCGCAGCGGAAUAUGAAUUGCAAAAGUGUCUGGGUCUGGAAGAGUGCCAGGUUUGUCAUGCAUAAUUUGCAUGACGCAUUAUGGCUGUAAUGCAUGGCCUAGCAUCACAGAUUUUGAGAGGGCUUUCUGGUGCGUAUUCCGCAUGAGAAAUGCCCUCUCCGAGUAGCACAAACUGGACUCCUUUUGCCGGUCAGGCAAUACAGACUUUUGUGGAAUCUAAAGACAGCAUGACAAGUUGCAAUCUUCCAGACCCAGACAUUUUUGCAUUUGAUACGGAAGACGCGGAGGCGAAGUCGGAGAUGCGCGGGGUGCUGGUCUCCCUCGCGGGCUGCUUAUCACAAGAAAAAAGUGUUACAGUUACACAUUGUCAUGCAAAACUGGCAACUGAGACAACCUUCCUCAUGCAGGAAAUGCUUCGGAGCCUCGUUUCCUUGCUGUUUUCCCUUAUGAUUUUCGCAUUACAAGUUUUCUCUGCCACACAGAGAAAAUUUGUGAUGCAGAAACUCCAACAAAUGUGUAACUGUAACACUUCUUUCUCGUGAUACUGCUUCUUCGUUUUGUACUACGCAUGGAGCUAUCCUGUGCAAAAGUAUCGUACUCGUAUAAUUGCAGUUAUGCAUUACAAAUCAUCUUGCUAAGGCAAAUCAGCAUUACAAAUUUUGUUUUUCAUGCUGAGGAAAUUUGUAAUGCAUUUAUACGAGUGCGAUACUUUCUUGCAAUGCAUAGGAGCGUUUUGGACAACACGCGGGCCAGCGAGCAUAGGAAACACGAACUCAGCGUGUACGAAGUUGUGAAUGGUGGCGGUGGGAAUGGGAUGAUGUUGUCCUCGUCGCGCACGCCUGUAGUUCUUUCUGCGUACAACCCACGGAGCGAGCUGGUUUCGCGACAAGUGGAUGACCACGCAGCUGCAGAAAUAAAGCGCCAGAUGAGGAGUGGUUCCUCUUCUUCUUCUUCUUGUUUUGUUGGAACGAAGCGAGCGCCCGAGGAAAUGCACGAGCGUCAUUUACUUCGCCGCGAACCAAAUGACGAUUUCGCAGACCAGUACAACCUCGUGGAAAUUCGACGAAGUUACCGAAAGUGGAAAAUCAAAAUGACGAAAAACGAAGAGUCUCGUUCUGAUUCGUCUUCCGAAUCCUUCACGACGUCGGGUGGGCAGAUGAAAGAUGAAGCUCAAGUUCUCGUCCCAGAACAAUCAGAGACGAACUCCUCAUUUCUCGUCACCAGCCGGCACAACACAGCACCUGCGGAAGAUGAAGCAGGAGCCUUCACGACUGCGCGCAGAAUAGACUUUUCGGCUGCAUCGUGCUGUGAGACGGUAGAAGUUGUUGGAGAUCUUCACAGGAGCUCCACCUCAGAGGAGCUGAUAAAUCAGAUCAAGGACCACGUCGACGCCGAAACAGGCGCAACAAAUGGAACUACUGCCUCAAAAGCCCUUCUGUCCCCGAGCAUCCCGGGCUACAACUUUAUCCAGAUGAUCAACAAUUUCGGCACCACCGUCGAUCUCGCCGCGAUUAAAGCACGCAUCGGGUUGCGGAGGCAAAAAGAGGAAGAGGAGAAGCAGAAGCGGAAACAGCGGCAGGAAGCGAAGGAUGCCGAGGUUUUACACAGCUUCGCGGUUACCUCAGGCAACUUGUACACGCUGCUGCAUAGUCAUGAAUCACAACUGGCACCCACCUCCUCUACUUCGACGUCGCUUCUGUCGGGGAACAGUAAAAAUAGAGGCAGUGGCCCUCGUACAACUACGGCAGCUGGUGCUGGGUCUUGUUCCUUGCUCUCCGACGCGAAGGUUUUGCACGCACGAACAAUGCGAGAACAGCGGGAAAUGGCAGAGAUGCGAAGAUGA
Messenger RNA from Amoebophrya sp. A120, 3068 nucleotides. NCBI's taxonomy places the organism in Eukaryota, Dinophyceae, Syndiniales, Amoebophryaceae. The record is from the annotation of a GenBank genome assembly.